AUGAACAUCACCGAGCUUAUCACCUCAUUCCGCAGCCGUGAUGAAGAGCAGAAUAUAAGCAAGGCAAGAUGGUAUAUAUUGGCGGCCGCUGCCCUUGCGUCUGUGGGAGCUGGCGACGAGAUCGUCAGGCUUUAUGAAAUAUCAACAGAAGACCUGGACCUUGAAGACAAAAAAAUUGUCCAACGAAGAAUCAAAGAGUCAGUUUUGAAGGGAACCGUUUUUUACGGUGUUCCUCGUUCAGCGCAAGCUUUAUUGCCUCUUUUCAAGACUUUGCCAGAGGAAGAAAUCGACCGUUUUAGCCCGAGAAUGAGUUACCAAGGGGACGCCAACGAAGAGCAGAAAAGAGCAGAGCGGGGGCGAGUAUAUUUCGACAAGUUAUGGGGUGCAGAGGCUGGACAGGCAAAUCGAGACCUUAUACGCAAUUAUUUCCCUGACCUAUAUCUCCUGAAUCUCAAGAUGAUAUACGAGUGGUAUCUCAGCGAGGAUGCAAUUUUAUCCGACGUCGAGACCCAGAUGUGCAAUUCGGCAGCACUGAGCUGUUUAGAUUCUCCUGUUCAGGCAAUGUGGCAUACACGAGGGGUCAUUCGGCUUGGGGGCACGUUAGAUGAUGCUCGACUUGCGCAAGAUCUGGGGAUGAAAAUUGCCCGUGCCUACGGUUGUAUAACCGACAAUAUUGUAAUGGUGGAUGAUCUUGACUUCGAAAACAACACCCUCUCAUGA
Messenger RNA from Penicillium vulpinum, 720 nucleotides. RefSeq lists its product as uncharacterized. The transcript is spliced from 4 exons. The coding region runs from base 1 to 720 and encodes 239 amino acids. The record is from RefSeq and is a predicted model, not a curated record. NCBI's taxonomy places the organism in Eukaryota, Fungi, Ascomycota, Eurotiomycetes, Eurotiales, Aspergillaceae.